AUGGAGCCCGUGUAUGCUGCCGCGGACCACGGCACCAACGGCUCCGGCUCCGGCCUGACCCUGAACCCGGCGGCGGUGGCGCAGCGGGCGCUCAGCCUCGUCGGCGCGUCCACGCCGCUGUCGUCCACGCCGCCGGCGUACGGGAACAUCGUCACCGUGCUGAGCAUCGACGGCGGUGGCGUGCGCGGGAUCAUUCCCGGCACCAUCCUCGGCUUCCUCGAGGAGAAGCUGCAGGAGUUCGACGAGCGACCGGACGCGAGGCUCGCGGACUACUUCGACGUGAUCGCAGGGACGAGCACCGGCGGGCUGGUGACCGCCAUGCUCACGGCGCCAAACAAGGACGGCCGCCCGCUGUUUGCCGCCAAGGAUAUCAACGACUUCUACCUCAAGCACUGCCCCAAGAUCUUCCCACCCAACAGCAGCGGCGGUCCUCUGGGAUUGUUCAAGAAGUUGUCGGGGCCCAAGUACGACGGCAAGUACCUCCACUCCCUCGUCCGGGAGCUCCUCGGCGAGACGAGGGUCAGCCAGGCGCUCCAGAACAUCAUCAUCCCCACCUUCGACAUCAAGCUCUUGCAGCCCACCGUCUUCUCCAAAUACGAUGCCAUUAACGAUGUCUCCAAGGACGCUCUGCUCUCCGACGUGUGCAUCAGCACGUCCGCCGCGCCGACGUACCUCCCAGGGCACCAGUUCGAGACCAAGGACAAGGACGGCAAGCCCCGGGUCUUCAACCUCAUCGAUGGAGGCGUCGCAGCUAACAAUCCGACGCUGCUGGCGAUGACGGACGUGAGCAAGCAGAUCCUGCUGGGCAACCAGGACUUCUUCCCGAUCAAGCCGGCGGACUACGGCAAGUUCAUGGUGCUGUCCCUGGGCACCGGCUCCGCCAAGGUGGAUGAGAAGUUCGACGCCGUGCAGUCCAGCAAGUGGGGCCUCCUGGGGUGGCUCAACAACAAGGACACCACGCCGAUCAUCGACAGCUUCAGCCAGGCCAGCGCCGACCUCGUCGACAUCCACGCCUCCGUGCUCUUCCAGGCGCUGCACUCGGAGAGGCAGUACCUGCGGAUCCAGGACGACAAGCUCACGGGAGAGAUGUCGUCCGUCGACGUGUCCACCGUGGAGAACCUGAACCGCCUCGUCGACGUCGGCAAGGGGCUGCUGAAGAAGCCGGCGUGCAAGGUGAACAUCGAAACGGGCAAGAACGAGCCCGACGCCCACAGAGGCACCACCAAUGGGGAUGAACUCGUACGUUUUGCCAAGAUGCUGGUACGGGAGCGCCGGGCCAGGCUGCAGAAAAAAGGCAACGACAACACACUCUAA
Molecule: messenger RNA, 1314 nt
Organism: Miscanthus lutarioriparius
Lineage: Eukaryota; Viridiplantae; Streptophyta; Magnoliopsida; Poales; Poaceae
Source: the annotation of a GenBank genome assembly